Alosa sapidissima (American shad) is the source of this 4407-nucleotide messenger RNA. RefSeq names its product protein argonaute-3 (gene ago3a). Gene Ontology annotation, molecular function: RNA binding; protein binding. The transcript is spliced from 19 exons. Gene Ontology annotation, biological process: regulatory ncRNA-mediated gene silencing; regulation of stem cell proliferation. Bases 785 to 3415 code for a protein of 876 amino acids. Lineage: Eukaryota; Metazoa; Chordata; Actinopteri; Clupeiformes; Clupeidae. The record is from RefSeq and is a predicted model, not a curated record.
GUCAGAUCACCAUAUUUAGCUAGCCAGAGAGCCCCAGCCACGGAGUUGAUCACCGAAAACCGGGCUGAAAAUUGCUGGUUAUAACUGCGAGUGAAUCGUCGAGUCGUCGACUUACAGUUACCGUGACGGCUAGGGGAACGUCAGCCACAUCGAUUAAAGUGAUUUGGUUUCAUGUCAGAAGCUGUAACGAAAUGACAGCAGAGUUUCGGCGAUAAGAAGACGUCGCUUUUUUCUGAUGAGAAUCCAGCUAGCAAUCCUGCUAGCAAGCGAGCUAAUGUUAGUCAACCAGCCAAGUAUUGAGAAGUCAGUGGAAACAGGGUUUUUUGGGACGGAUACUUCCAAGUAACAAGUCUAUCUGGUUGAUGAAUAGUUAAUAUCAUAUGUGUCUGAGUUAAGUUAUCGCUUGGCGCAUUAAUCGGUUACUGUGACUUUGUCAAAUGUAUCUUUUCGUCAACCAAUGUUAGCUGGCUAACACCAGUAGGCAACCCUGGCACUGACGGAGGUUUCUGAUUGGUUGUGAUACCGUGAGAGCGACUUGUAGACGGGGACACUGAAGACCCCCCUCCCCUCUCGGUCCCCCCGAGUUAAGAGGACUUCGGUACAUCAAGACGAGUUCAGUCAAACAGCGAGUGUGGACUACUGAAGUCAGUGUCUUACGAGAGAAGACACGCGGCUACAGCGCCGUUUCUCUCCGGGGAACCUUGGUGUUCCCAGAGCUAAGUCGAGUGUCUACGGGGUGUUCUACAAAGUGAGCCGGGGAGGGAUCCGGACAGAGACCCCAUGAAUGGAAAUCGGAACUACAGGAGCGGUUGGGGCGCAGGCCCUCUUCACCGUGCCGCGCAGGCCUGGCUAUGGCACCAUGGGCAAGCCCAUCAAGCUGCUGGCCAACUGCUUCCAGGUGGAGAUCCCCAAGAUGGACGUGUACCUCUACGAGGUGGACAUCAAGCCUGAGAAGUGUCCCCGCCGAGUCAACAGGGAAGUGGUUGACUCCAUGGUGCAGCAUUUCAAGGUUACCAUCUUUGGGGAUCGACGGCCAGUGUACGAUGGGAAGAAGAGCCUCUACACAGCCAACCCUCUGCCUGUGGCUCCCACUGGGGUGGAUCUGGACGUGACGCUGCCGGGGGAGGGGGGAAAGGACCGUCCGUUUAAGGUGUCCAUCCGGUUCGUGUCGCUGGUGAGCUGGCACCUGCUGCACGAGGUGCUGACGGGCCGGAGCAUGCCUGAGCCCCUGGAGCUGGACAAGCCCAUCAGUACCAACCCCGUGCACGCCGUAGAUGUGGUGCUGCGGCACCUGCCCUCCAUGAAGUACACUCCGGUGGGUCGGUCCUUCUUCUCCGCUCCAGAGGGCUAUGACCACCCCCUGGGUGGGGGUAGGGAGGUGUGGUUUGGCUUCCAUCAGUCUGUCCGGCCAGCUAUGUGGAAGAUGAUGCUCAACAUAGACGUGUCUGCCACGGCCUUCUACAAAGCGCAGCCGGUCAUCCAGUUCAUGUGUGAGGUCCUGGACAUCCACAACAUCGAUGAGCAGCCUCGUCCCCUUACCGACUCGCACCGGGUCAAAUUCACCAAAGAAAUCAAGGGCCUUAAGGUUGAGGUGACGCACUGUGGGACCAUGCGGAGGAAGUACCGUGUGUGUAACGUAACCCGCCGACCAGCCAGUCACCAGACGUUUCCCCUCCAGUUGGAGAGUGGGCAGACAGUGGAGCGCACGGUGGCCCAGUACUUCAGAGAGAAGUACAAUCUGCAGCUCAAGUACCCCCACCUGCCCUGCCUGCAGGUGGGGCAGGAGCAGAAGCACACCUACUUGCCCCUGGAGGUUUGUAACAUAGUAGCAGGUCAGCGCUGCAUUAAGAAACUGACUGAUAAUCAGACCUCCACCAUGAUCAAAGCCACAGCCCGCUCUGCACCGGACAGACAGGAGGAGAUCAGCCGGCUGGUGCGGAGUGCAAACUAUGAAGCGGAUCCCUUUGUGCAGGAGUUCCAGUUUAAGGUCCGAGACGAGAUGGCUCACGUGACUGGGCGUGUCCUUCCAGCCCCCAUGCUGCAGUACGGCGGCAGGGUGAGCUCAGAGCCCUUUAUGCAGAUGACCGAUGGUGUGUCGUUGCAGAACCGCACGGUGGCCACGCCCAGCCACGGCGUUUGGGACAUGCGGGGGAAGCAGUUCCACACCGGCGUGGAGAUCAAGAUGUGGGCCAUCGCCUGCUUCGCCACGCAGAGACAGUGCAGGGAGGAGAUCCUGAAGGGCUUCACCGACCAGCUGCGUAAGAUCUCCAAAGACGCUGGGAUGCCCAUCCAGGGCCAGCCGUGCUUCUGUAAGUACGCACAGGGAGCGGACAGCGUGGAGCCCAUGUUCCGACACCUGAAGAACACCUACGCCGGCCUGCAGCUCAUCAUCGUCAUCCUGCCCGGCAAGACCCCGGUCUACGCUGAGGUGAAGCGGGUAGGGGACACCCUCUUGGGAAUGGCCACUCAGUGUGUUCAGGUGAAGAACGUGGUGAAGACGUCACCUCAGACCCUCUCCAACCUCUGCCUCAAGAUCAACGUCAAGCUUGGUGGCAUCAACAACAUCCUGGUGCCACACCAACGGCCAUCAGUGUUCCAGCAGCCUGUGAUCUUUCUGGGGGCAGACGUCACUCACCCACCUGCUGGAGAUGGGAAGAAGCCCUCUAUUGCAGCGGUGGUGGGCAGCAUGGACGCCCACCCCAGCCGCUACUGUGCUACGGUGCGGGUGCAGAGGCCGAGGCAGGAGGUCAUCCAGGAUCUGGCCUCGAUGGUGCGUGAGCUGCUCAUUCAGUUCUACAAGUCCACGCGCUAUAAGCCCACCCGCAUCAUCUUCUACCGGGACGGAGUGUCCGAGGGACAGUUCAGACAGGUGCUUUAUUACGAGCUGCUGGCCAUUCGUGAGGCCUGUAUCAGUCUAGAGAAGGAGUACCAGCCUGGCAUCACCUACAUUGUGGUGCAGAAACGCCACCACACACGCCUCUUCUGUGCUGACCGCAAUGAGAGGGUUGGACGAAGCGGAAACAUUCCUGCUGGAACAACAGUGGAUACAGACAUCACACACCCCUAUGAGUUCGACUUUUACCUCUGCAGUCAUGCAGGAAUACAGGGCACAAGCCGGCCCUCCCACUACCACGUGCUGUGGGACGACAACUGCUUCACAGCGGACGAGUUCCAGCUGCUCACCUACCAGCUGUGCCACACCUACGUGCGCUGCACCCGCUCCGUCUCCAUCCCUGCGCCAGCCUACUACGCCCACCUGGUGGCCUUCCGCGCCCGCUACCACCUGGUGGACAAGGAGCACGACAGUGCCGAGGGCAGCCAUGUGUCGGGUCAGAGUAACGGCCGGGACCCCCAGGCGCUGGCCAAGGCUGUGCAGAUCCACCAUGACACCCUGAGGACCAUGUACUUUGCCUGAGCAAGUGCACACACACACACACACACUUACAGAACAUGAAUACACGCAUACAUACAUAUGUUCAUACCUUAAUGCAUACCUGCAUACAUAUAUGCAUACAUACCACAUUUGGUGGCACACACCUUUCUUCAUACCCACCUACACACACACACACACACACACACACACACACACACACACACACACACCCACACCCUACCAAUCUGUGCAUCCCAGAGGGUCCACAUAAAGAGCCGGCCGGUGGAGCCUGACCCGGGCAGUUUGGACCCACCCACUGUGUGGAAGAGAAGAAGUGGAAGGUUACUGAGAGUGACCGAACGGAGAAGAGAGGAACAGAAAGCUGUGUGUGUGUGUGUGUGUGUGUGUGUGUGUGUGUGUGUGUGUGAAGAGAGUGAUUGGCAGGCCAGUGGUGAAGAGCUCCUCCCCGCUCCUCCUCCUCCCCCCAAAAGUACAAGAACAGAACUCUGCACUUAUAUGCAAUAUCAAACCAGCCAACUUGCUUCUAUGACCUUUUCCCCCCCCUAUCUCUCAUCUCCUCAUCUCCUUCACACAAAACACCUCUCCAUCCCUACCCACAGAGGGCAAAAACACCUCUCCAUCCCUACCCACAGAGGGCAAAAACACCUCUCCAUCCCUAGGGCAAAAACACCUCUCCAUCCCUAGGGCAAAAACACCUCUCCAUCCCUACCCACAGAGGGCAAAAACACCUCUCCAUCCCUAGGGCAAAAACACCUCUCCAUCCCUACCCACAGAGGGCAAAAACACCUCUCCAUCCCUAGAGCAAAAACACCUCUCCAUCCCUAGGGCAAAAACACCUCUCCAUCCCUACCCACAGAGGGCAAAAACACCUCUCCAUCCCUACCCACAGAGGGCAAAAACACCUCUCCAUCCCUACCCACAGAGGGCAAAAACACCUCUCCAUCCCUAGGGCAAAAACACCUCUCCAUCCCUACUCAGAGGGCAAAAACACCUCUCCAUCCCUACCCACAGAG